Musca domestica (house fly) is the source of this 1803-nucleotide messenger RNA. Its product is annotated as pickpocket protein 28-like. The coding region runs from base 93 to 1736 and encodes 547 amino acids. The transcript has 3 exons. Lineage: Eukaryota; Metazoa; Arthropoda; Insecta; Diptera; Muscidae. Gene Ontology annotation, biological process: sodium ion transmembrane transport. Gene Ontology annotation, cellular component: membrane. Gene Ontology annotation, molecular function: ligand-gated sodium channel activity. The record is from RefSeq and is a predicted model, not a curated record.
AUUAGUAUUCAUAAGUCUUUUAAUCGUACCGGAGUUAAGUUCACUGAAUUUUCUGUGUCAAUUCUCGAUAAUUAAGAUAUCCCAAGGAUAACAUGGUUAUCAAUAACUCGGAAAACUUCCCACCCGGUGCGAAUCUAAAAUUGGUAGGUAUCUCUCAACUUGCCAAAAAGGACUCACCAACCCAAAAAAAGAAUCUACGCGAAGGUCUCAAAGCAAUUUACUAUGAAUAUUGUUCAAAUACCUCGGUGCAUGGUAUCCAAUAUCUGGGACAAAACCGCCCACGGAAAGAGAUAUUUUUCUGGUUGUGCAUCUUUAUUCUAUCGAUUUUCUAUUGUUCACAAAUCAUUGCCAAAGUCUAUCAGAAAUGGAAUGAUACUCCAGUCAUUGUUAGCUUUUCGGAACAUUCAACACCCGUAUCGGAUAUACCGUUUCCAGCGAUUACCAUUUGCCCGGAAAUAAGAAGAAGAGCACCAAAAGAUGGUCCAAGUUUCAGUUUGCUGUUGAAAAAUUUAACACUGGAUUCGGAAAUUUCGCAAAAUCUAACCAAAAGCCAACUUGGGGAAUUUCUCACCCUGCUGCAGACAUGUAGCACCGAUGUAUAUACCUCGAAAAUUCCCAAAUUAUCAAAUGAAUCUUUUGAUUAUAUUCGAAUCAUAGACGACAUGGCCAUCGAUAUCAAGGAACAAGCCAUGGCCUGCGAAUGGCUUGGCAUUGAAGGAGGUUGUACAGAUCUGUUUACCCGAACCUAUACCGAUCAUGGUCUAUGUUAUACAUUUAAUGGUUUCAAUGGCACUGAUUUAUAUCGCGAAAAUACCACGCAAUAUCGUCUGAUGGGCCUUGAGAGCACUGCUACGGAAACUUCUGAGAAACGUUUGAACCGUACCCUAAAUUGGUCACUCGAAGAGGGUUAUCCCAAAAAUGCUCCACUCAAAACAUAUCCCGCUCGGGUUGUAAGUGCCAGUACAACGGCUUCCAUUGAGAUAGCAUUGAGGAUACUCACCGACAAUACAGAUUACACUUGUAGUGCCGGCACCGAGGGUUAUAAAAUUGUUCUUCACACACCGUCCGAUGUCGCCUCACUGUCCAAACGUUUUGUACGAAUAUCACCGCGUAAAGAAGUCUCGAUUGCCGUUAAACCCGUCAUGCUGACCACAUCGGAAGGUGUCGCCAAUUAUUCGCCCGAUAAACGGAGAUGUUACAUGAAUGGCGAACGUUAUUUAAAAUUUUUCAAAAUCUAUAGCGAACGUAACUGUGAAAUGGAAUGUCUUACCAAUUUUACCCUCAAAGAAUGUGGUUGUGUGAAAUUCUCCAUGCCACGCACCUACGAUAUGCCGCUAUGUGCAGAGGAUAAAAUCACCUGUUAUACUGAGGCGGAAGAUAAAAUGUUAUUGGAAUAUUUCGGUGACCGCGAUAAGGAUCCUUGUAAAUGUAUGCCAUCUUGCACAUCGCUGGACUACGAUGUGGAAAUAUCCCAAUCGGAUUUUAAUGAACAACAAAUUUUCUCAGCUUUUGGAUUAGCCGACCGGGAAGCAACAAAGUGGUCCCUUUUAAUGAUACACUUUAAGGGCAAUGAAUUUAUAACAUCCAAACGUUCGGAACUAUACGGUUUUGCUGAUUUCCUAGCAAAUUGUGGUGGUAUUUUGGGACUUUUUAUGGGUUUCUCCAUAUUGAGUUUAAUCGAAUUUUUUUAUCACCUGACGUUACGUCUGUGGUCGAAUAUGUCAAGUAAUGAUUGAUUUUUAUGUAAACCUUGAUAAAAUUAAGAAGGUAAAGCAAUUUCAAAUAAAAAUAUCCAUCUCUGCA